AGAUACAAACUUAAUAUGUCUGAACUUCAGUCAUCUUUACUCUUAAAGAAACAAUUGGCUGAACUAAACAAGAAUCCAGUAGAAGGUUUCUCAGCUGGAUUAAUUGAUGAAAAUGAUAUAUUCCGCUGGGAAGUCCUAAUAAUUGGUCCACCAGAUACGCUUUAUGAAGGAGGCUUUUUUAAAGCACAUCUUUAUUUCCCCAAAGAAUAUCCGUUGCGUCCACCUCGAAUGAAGUUCGUCACAGAAAUUUGGCACCCUAAUAUUGAAAAAAACGGAGACGUCUGCAUUUCAAUUUUACACGAGCCGGGAGAUGAUAAGUGGGGAUACGAAAAAGCAUCUGAGCGCUGGUUACCCGUGCAUACAGUGGAAACUAUCUUGAUAUCAGUGAUAUCAAUGUUGGCUGAUCCCAACGAUGAGUCUCCAGCAAAUGUAGAUGCCGCCAAAGAAUGGCGAGAAUCUUAUCCUGACUUUAAACGGAAAGUAGCUCGCUGUGUCCGAAAAAGUCAAGAGGAGUGCUCGUAGAAAGUGGAUUUGCCCUAUAUUUGUAUAUUUAUAUUAAAAAUUUGAUACAUUAAAAAGAAUAACUGAAUUAACAGA
Molecule: messenger RNA, 597 nt
Organism: Drosophila persimilis
Lineage: Eukaryota; Metazoa; Arthropoda; Insecta; Diptera; Drosophilidae
Gene: Ube2g1
Product: ubiquitin-conjugating enzyme E2 G1
Exons: 3
Coding region: 16-522 (168 amino acids)
Biological process (GO): protein polyubiquitination; proteasome-mediated ubiquitin-dependent protein catabolic process
Molecular function (GO): ubiquitin conjugating enzyme activity
Source: RefSeq, a predicted model, not a curated record